UUCUAUUACGCAAAACUGUGGCAACGAAAGAUACUGUCAUUCAAAAUUCCAGUCAUGGCAUCACUCUUUCGAAAACUUCCCAUCCCAAAUCUCCGUAACUUCAUCAAGAGAAACAUUAAAACUGCCUGCCAGAAAAAAAAAACCAAAAAUUAUUUAAUCGUCAGACCGACUGUUGACGAUUAUGACCAAAUCCUCUGUCUCAUGCGCCGUGCUUAUUACCCUGAAGAGCCCACAUGUAGCUCUCUAGCAUUCAAACCCACAGUCGUUUUCGACGAUAUAACCAUCCAGAGCCUCAGUGAAGGUUACUCUUUGAUUGCCAAAUGCAAAUACAAUGGAGACAUUUUGGGGGCGUGUAUUAACGAAACCUGUCACUGUUGGGACCCCGAUAUUAAAGACAGUCUUGCCUGUAAAGUCAGCGAUGUCAAAAGUCGACAGUUGUUGCAUUUUUAUGCCCACAUCCAGCGAGCCCCUGACCUGUGGCGGAAGUACGGAGUACAAAAAAUAUUCGAGAUUUGUUACUUGUUUGUGAGAAAAGACCAGCGGGGCAAAGGCAUUGCUUACGACUUGACAGAAAAGUCAAGAGUCCUUGCAGCCGACUGUGGAUUUUCCUUAGUCAGAAUUGAUGCGACUAGCAACAACACAGCGAAAUUGUGCGAGAAAAUGAAAUUGAAACUGGUCGAAGAGAUCCCCUAUUGCACGUACGUGGGCGCCGAUCAAAGGCCCAUUUUUCGGCCACCCGACCCCCACAAGUCCGUAAAAAUUUACGUCGACGAUGAGCCACAAAAAAACGCUUUACUACUAAAAAAAUAGACUUUUCAAAUGCU
Tribolium castaneum (red flour beetle) is the source of this 824-nucleotide messenger RNA. RefSeq lists its product as uncharacterized. Bases 55 to 810 code for a protein of 251 amino acids. Gene Ontology annotation, molecular function: N-acetyltransferase activity. The record is from RefSeq and is a predicted model, not a curated record. NCBI's taxonomy places the organism in Eukaryota, Metazoa, Arthropoda, Insecta, Coleoptera, Tenebrionidae. The transcript is spliced from 4 exons.